Messenger RNA from Epinephelus fuscoguttatus (brown-marbled grouper), 2463 nucleotides. It is a transcript of the gene arsia, whose product is annotated as arylsulfatase family, member Ia. The transcript is spliced from 2 exons. The coding region runs from base 384 to 2096 and encodes 570 amino acids. The record is from RefSeq and is a predicted model, not a curated record. NCBI's taxonomy places the organism in Eukaryota, Metazoa, Chordata, Actinopteri, Perciformes, Serranidae.
AUCCCUAUUUUUUUUAUCAGAAAAAUAUCAGUGAAACUAAGGAUUACCACCUGGACGCAGCAGAAGCCUUUCUGUGAGUGUUUUUGGGUGGCAGGGGGCUGAUGUUAUUUCAGUGAGGCAGCAGGGCAGAUGGGCGGAGUUAAUGGGACCACUAGGGAGAAUGAAAUGUUGUCAGAGGAGGCUGAAACAUUUUGGAGAGUGCGUCAGGAUGGAGGUGUAGCUUUCCCUUGAGUGGCACAUACGUUUCUGAUUGCUGGACUGAUUUUAUGGGCCUAUUGCGACAUCUGAUGAGUUUUAAAAAGCUUCACCCUCAGCCUCACUGGACAAUGAUUUGCUGACAACACACUUAAUAUUUCCUACUUUGACCGAGUGUCACGGGAACCAUGGCAACCACAGCCCUAACCGGGUUCUCCAUGAUGAGCCUGCUCAGCCUCGGGUACCUGACCUGGGACAUGAUGAGUCCUAACCAGGUGGAAAACGAGCCCGACCAAAGUUUUGUGGACAGCUCUCCUGUCCCGCAGCCUCCUCACAUCAUUUUCAUCAUGACGGACGAUCAGGGAUUCAACGACAUCGGCUACCACAGCUCUGACAUCAGGACACCAGCGCUGGAUAAACUGGCUGCGGACGGAGUGAAGCUGGAGAGUUACUACAUCCAGCCCAUCUGCACCCCGUCCCGCAGUCAGCUCAUCACCGGCAGGUACCAAAUUCACACUGGCCUGCAGCACUCCAUCAUCCGUCCCCGCCAGCCCAACUGCCUGCCCUUUGACCAGGUCACCCUCCCCCAGAGACUGCAGGAGCUCGGCUACUCCACCCACAUGGUUGGCAAGUGGCACCUGGGCUUCUACAAGAAAGAGUGCCUGCCCACUCGCCGUGGCUUCGACACAUACUUUGGCUCAUUAACAGGCAGCGUGAACUACUACACCUACGACUCCUGUGACGGGCCCGGCCGGUGUGGCUUCGACCUCCACGAGGGGGAGUCGGUCGCCUGGGGUCAGAGGGGCAAAUACUCCACCCAUCUGUACACACAGAGAGUCCGCAAGAUCCUGGCAACCCACGAUCCUCAGUCCCAGCCGCUGUUCAUCUUCCUCUCCUUCCAAGCUGUUCACACACCCCUGCAGUCCCCACGAGAGUACAUCUACCCGUACCGUGGGCUGGAAAACGUAGCACGCAGGAAAUAUGCUGCUAUGGUCUCAGCUGUAGAUGAGGCCGUACAUAAUAUAACAUACGCUCUCCGCAAGUAUGGCUACUACCAGAACAGUGUCAUCAUCUUCUCUACUGACAACGGUGGCCAGCCUUUAUCUGGUGGCAGUAACUGGCCGCUCAGAGGACGUAAAGGCACCUACUGGGAAGGCGGCAUCCGAGGUCUGGGGUUUGUCCACAGCCCUCUGUUGAGGAAGAAGAAGAGGGUGAGUAAAGCCCUGGUGCACAUCACAGACUGGUACCCCACACUGGUGGGAUUAGCAGGUGGCAAUGACUCCCUGACUGAGGGGGUGGAUGGGUAUGAUGUUUGGGAAGCUAUCAGUGAGGGGAAGGAGUCACCCAGGUUGGAGAUCCUCCACAACAUUGACCCUCUGUAUAACCACGCACGCAGCGGCUCCCUGCAGAAAGGAUAUGGGAUUUGGAAUACAGCUGUUCAGGCUUCCAUACGAGCUGGAGACUGGAAGCUCCUCACAGGAGACCCUGGCUACGGAGACUGGACACCGCCACAAAUGCUUCCAGGUUUCCCCGGCAGCUGGUGGAACCUGGAGCGCCACACUGCACCCCGGAAAUCUGUGUGGCUUUUCAACAUCUCUGGAGACCCCUAUGAACGUUUUGACCUUUCUGAGCAGAGACCAGAUGUUGUCAAACAGCUCCUGGCUAGAUUGGCGUACUAUAAUCGCACUGCGGUGCCAGUAAGGUACCCAUCAGAGGACCUACGGGCUGAUCCCCACCUCAAUGGAGGUGCCUGGGUGCCCUGGGUAGGAGAUGAGGAGGCGGACAGCUGGGACACUGUCUACCAGAAAAAGGACAAGGAUUGGAAGAAGAAGCUGAAACUGUCCAAAAGCAGGUCGUUUUUCAGGAAACUGAACACUAGGAUUAUGUCCAACAGGAUAUAGAAAGUACAUGACUGAAGAAAGUUCAGAGGAGACCCUCCUGAAGGAUGACGAAUAGUUCUGUUUGUUGAUGAAACUCUUAGUUUUUGUGAAACAAGGAUCCAGCUGCAGUUACUGAGUUGUAGCUGCAGGUUUAUGUUCAGUCUCUCCAGAAGAGCUGAUUGAUGGAAAAGAAAAGUCAAAGGAAAGUAUUAAUUGUUAAACUGGUUUGUAUCCAUUAUGAAUAAAACAGGUGUUCUGCUAAUUGAAAAUUCUGCGAUGAAAAAUGAGAGUUGAUUCCAUCUUCCAAGAUGACUGUAUCUGACAUGGACGAAAAGGUGACGAGGAGAAAUCAUCUGCAAGCAUUUGUAACUACUGUAUAAUGAAUAUA